Messenger RNA from Schizosaccharomyces octosporus yFS286, 373 nucleotides. RefSeq names its product 60S ribosomal protein L29. NCBI's taxonomy places the organism in Eukaryota, Fungi, Ascomycota, Schizosaccharomycetes, Schizosaccharomycetales, Schizosaccharomycetaceae. The record is from RefSeq and is a predicted model, not a curated record. Gene Ontology annotation, biological process: cytoplasmic translation. Bases 29 to 229 code for a protein of 66 amino acids. The transcript is spliced from 2 exons. Gene Ontology annotation, cellular component: cytosolic large ribosomal subunit; ribosome. Gene Ontology annotation, molecular function: structural constituent of ribosome.
AGUGUCGUACUUUUAUCCAGGAACCAAAAUGGCCAAGUCUAAAAACCACACUAAUCACAACCAAAACAAGAAGGCUCACCGUAACGGUAUCAAGCGCCCUCAAAAGCACCGUUAUGACUCCUUGAAGUACCGUGACGCCAAGUUCCGUCGUAACCAAAAGUUCGCCAACCGUGGUACUGUCCAGGCCAACAAGGAAGCCAAGGCUGCCGCUUCUGCUGGAAAUGCCUAAAUCUCUACUUAGGAGAUAACUUUUAAGAAAUUGGUAUUUUCACGUAUAAAUUUCAUUGUCCGGUAGCUGGUUAUAUGUUUUUGUAAAUUCGAAUUUGGUUCACUUACAGUUAUUUGUUGGGCUCAAUUCAAUCAUGUAUUUGUC